Molecule: messenger RNA, 948 nt
Organism: Lichtheimia ornata
Lineage: Eukaryota; Fungi; Mucoromycota; Mucoromycetes; Mucorales; Lichtheimiaceae
Exons: 10
Coding region: 1-948 (315 amino acids)
Biological process (GO): intracellular protein transport; retrograde transport, endosome to Golgi
Cellular component (GO): retromer complex; endosome
Source: RefSeq, a predicted model, not a curated record
AUGAAAGGAACCUCAUUGUUUGGUCUAUCUGCUCCUGCUGACGUCAAGAUCCAGUUGGACGACGCUGAACAACGUCGCACCUUUGAUAUCGCAAUCAAUCGAUCUCAACCACGCGAAAGACUUCCACUUUAUUUUGACAGAGAACCCGUACGAGGAAAGGUGUUGGUCAGGGUGGGACACGGUAAACGUUUGGAACACAAUGGGAUUCGCGUCGAAUGCGUUGGUGCCAUUGUUGUCCUUAAUGACUCGUCUCAAAGCAAAGAGUUUCAGUGUCUAUCACAAGAAUUGGCAGCGCCUGGAGAGAUACGGCAGAAUACAACAAUGGACUUUGAAUUUCGAAACGUGGAAAAGCAGUAUGAAUGCUACUAUGGUAUCAACGUACAGCUUAGAUACUUUAUACGCGUCAUCGUGGCGAGGAGGAUGGGGAACAUGAUCCGUGAAUCCGAUUUACUCGUUCGAUCUUAUCAUGAACCCAAGGAUGAUCCACAUUCAAUCAAAAUGGAAGUCGGCAUCGAAGAUUGCUUACACAUUGAAUUCGAAUACAACAAAUCAACAUACCACCUGAAAGAUGUCAUUGUCGGCAAGAUCUUCUUCUUAUUGGUGCGUAUCAAGAUCAAGCACAUGGAAUUAUGCAUUGUACGCCGUGAGACGACUGGCUUUGCCCCAAAUACCUACAACGAGAGUGAGACAGUGAGCAAAUUCGAAAUCAUGGAUGGAGCACCCGUACGCGGUGAGAUCAUUCCCAUCAGGUUGUUCUUGGGUGGAUAUGACCUUACCCCCACAUUCAGAGACAUUAACAAGAGGUUCUCGGUGAGGUAUUACUUGAAUUUGGUGCUUUAUGACGAGGAGAAUCGACGAUAUUACAAGCAGCAAGAGAUUACACUAUAUCGAAGGCGAGAGGAUGAUGGCUUGCCACCAGAUGCAAACACGGGCACGGAAGAAGAUUAG